Molecule: messenger RNA, 579 nt
Organism: Sparassis crispa
Lineage: Eukaryota; Fungi; Basidiomycota; Agaricomycetes; Polyporales; Sparassidaceae
Product: Putative magnesium-dependent phosphatase
Exons: 8
Coding region: 1-579 (192 amino acids)
Molecular function (GO): acid phosphatase activity
Source: RefSeq, a predicted model, not a curated record
AUGACGAGCCGACUCCCGAAACUGGUGGCCCUUGACUUGGAUUACACACUAUGGGACUUAUGGAUCGACACCCAUGUUACCCCACCUCUGCACCGUGAAGGAAACACGUUGAACUCCAUACGCGAUAGACACAACACUGAGAUCGCGCUCUAUCGCGACAUUCCUGAGAUCUUGCAUCGUCUUCGCGCGUCUGGAGUGAUUAUUGCAGCGUGUUCUCGCACGGCGGCUCCUCGUCUUGCUCGCAAUGCGCUCGACCUGCUCCUGAUCCAUCCAAAUGCCGGGGAGAAAGAUACAUAUCCAAAGCGUGCGAUCGAGUUCUUUGAUCAGUUAGAGAUAUAUCCGGGAUCGAAGAUUGCCCACUUCAAGGCCCUCCAUAAGAAGACAGGCCUACCGUUUACAGAAAUGUUGUUCUUUGACGAUGAGCACCGGAAUAAAGAGGUGGAAUCCCUAGGCGUUACCUUCUGCCUUGCACCUGACGGCCUGGACGAUCGCACGUUCGAACGUGGCCUCCACGAAUGGCGUAAACGACAUCCCCACGAAGUGGUUGAUGAUGCCAGCGCGAGCGCGCAGACCAGCUAA